CUCCGGUUCCGCGCAGUUAUACCGGCGGACCAGUGUUCUCGGCCGCCUUCGCAGAGGAACCUGUACGCUACGACAGCUUCGACCCGCGGUUCACAACCUCCUUCAACAGGCAGGCCGGCGCGUCUGAGUGCGGUGUCCCGUCCCCCCAGUGGUCCACGCCUCCGCUCACUUACUCGCCGAUGUCGACCUCGUCGACGUCUUCCGACGGUUCCGAUGAUCGAACCGUGCAGAUGGUACCGCUCGCAGACUUCCCCGAGACGUCGUCGAACGCCGGGUUCUCCGCAGGCUGUACCGACGCAUGGCGCGACAGGUCGGAUGUCGAACCGUUUGGCGCGACGUACCCGAAGUCCAGCAUGUUCAAUACUCCAGGAUCUCAGACGACGGCGGCGUACCCCGUGGGGAUCCUCGACGCGGGUGGCCCCUACCUUGCCCCGAUGGAAACCGGACCAGUUCACUUACCCUCUAUUUCCGUAGGCUUUCCGUUCUGUGGUUGACGGCGAUGUGUAUUACUAGUUUGUUUGUUCUGUUUUUUGCUCCCUGUCCUCUUGGUCGUUCGCGAAAGGGAGGAGAGAGGGGCAGGAGUUUUUCUAGACACGGAUGCUCGUCUCCUAAUAUGUUUGUCGCUGUUGUACAUACUGUCGUCUCCUCCCUCCUUGUUUCUGUUGUUUAUACUCGAGCUCACCGAAUUCUUGUCAGUUAUUCAUCCCGCGACCGUGCGCGUCGGGUGUACCAUCAAGAAAAGUACCGUGGUUAUCUUCCUUCAGGGUGUACCCGCCGACGUCGCGGACGACAUGGAAGUCGACAGGGACGACGUCCGCGUGUGUCCUGAGCAGCUUGGUGACCGCUUUACAUGGAGAGUACUUAGUGAAGUGAAAAGAUGUCCAGGAGCCCCGCGCGGCCUUUCACGCAACACACGAACGUGC
Messenger RNA from Fomitopsis serialis, 923 nucleotides. RefSeq lists its product as uncharacterized. Lineage: Eukaryota; Fungi; Basidiomycota; Agaricomycetes; Polyporales; Fomitopsidaceae. The transcript has a single exon. The record is from RefSeq and is a predicted model, not a curated record. Bases 299 to 829 code for a protein of 176 amino acids.